AUGCGCGGGGAGUGUGCACGCGUGGACGAAGAUGUCUUUGGCCCCGUGGUUCAGGGCUGCCUGGAUGACUUCGACUUCACGUUGCUGUUCCAGGAGACGAUCCUAUUCGUGCUCCCCGCCUCGUGUCUGCUACUGCUGGCACUCGCAUGGCGGGCACCUGAGCUCAUUCGCGCCAAUGUCCUCGUACGCUCGUCUCUCCUAGGCCUCUUCAAGUCGAUCAUUUACCCUCUUAUUUUCAUCUCACAAGUACUCUUCCUUGCCUUGGUCUGCAAGAAUAAUUCGGCCAACACGCGAGCCACGAUCCCCGUUACCGCAAUUGGGCUGCUCGCGAUCGUCGUUAUGGGCGCCCUGUCAUACCUAGAACAUCGCAGAUCUCCUCGUCCCUCGUCACUCCUCACGUUGUAUCUCCUUGCCGCUGCGCCGUUGAAUGUGGCUCGCGCUCGUACUCUGUGGUACAUGCCGAGUUCAAAUGGCGUCGUUAUAAGUUUUACUGUUACUGUGGUCCUGAUGGUGAUCGCUCUUGGACUAGAACUAGCACCAAAGGAUGCGCUCAUGCGGGAAGAGCUCGUCGAAAAACCUUCUCCUGAAGAGAGGCGCGGCAUUGUGGAACAUCUUGAUCAACCACUGGUUUACAGUCUUGUCCAACUCCACUGGCGAGACCUGCUCAGUCCAAUCCUCCCACGCGCCUGCUUUCUAGGCUUGACCCUAGCACAAGCCUUUCUUGUCGAGACGGCCACGGCGUCCGUCUCCAAUCCUAAGGCUGCUCAACAGUCCCAGAACGCGCUGGUUGGUGCAUAUGUAUUGGUCUACCUUGGCUUGGCAGUAACAUACGCUCUUUAUCGCCAGAAUUCCGUGCGGGCUGCCGUCGCCAUGCGAGCCAGCCUAACAGAUUUUGUAUUCCAACGCCUUUCGCACCUAGACUCUGCGAUCGAGCUCGCCGGCUCAGCUACGACCUUGGUGAGUGCAGACAUUGAGCGUAUUCAGUUCGGUUUUCGCGAAGUCCACGAAAUCUGGGCCAGUCUCAUUACUACCGCGAUAUCACUGUUCUUGAUUGAGCGUUCCAUUGGUAUUGCCAUGGUUACUGCGCUUGGUAUCUCCAUUGUCUGCAUGGCGGCUGUAUUGCUUGUGUCGCUUGCCGGAAGCCAAGCUCAGAAACACUGGUUUGAAGCUACCGAGAUCCGUGUCGCUCAGGUGGUGAAGAUUCUGGCCGCGUUCAAGAGUAUAAAGAUGAUGGGCUACACGGCUGGGCUCCUUAACAGUCUCACCGCCGCAAGGGUUCACGAGGUCCAACGUUCUCAGAGGUUUCGAGCAUUCGUGAUUGUGGUAGCCACGUUGGCACAAGCCGCCACCGCACUGGUCCCGGCUUUUGGAUUCGCCACGUACGUGCUGCUGCACAACUCUGGCGACGACGAGGUCUUGAGUGCCAGUCUUGCCUUUGGGACAUUGACGCUCUUCACCAUCCUCACUUCGAGUAUAGGGCAACUGAUCGAUUCAAUAUUUGGUACGGUGACAGCCGUAGGUUGCAUUUCGCGCGUACAAGAAAUGUGCACCAAACACUACAGGUUAGACCCUCGUCAAACAAACAGGUCGGCUGAGCCUCCGCACUCGAGCGUGGCCAUGAAUCACGCCAGCGCAAAGUACGAUGAGGACGGUCAUGACGUGAUCCAGAAGGCCAGCUUCGAAGUCAAGCCCGGCAUGAUCGUUCGCGUUGUAGGCCCAAUAGCAUCGGGAAAAUCCACGCUUCUGAAAAUGAUACUUGGCGAGGUGCGUUACUGCACGGGGGAGGUAGCUGUCGGUGACAACAUUAUCGGCUAUUGCGAUCAGAACCCCUGGUUGGAUCAUGUUAGCAUCCGGGAAAACAUUACUGGUCCCGCACCUUUCCACCCCGAACGAUACGCCAACACGAUUCGCAUAUGCGCGCUGGAGCCUGACCUGGAGAGCAUCCCCGAGGGAGACGCCUGUCUUUGUUUUGGCAACGGGACCACUCUGAGCGGAGGCCAAAAGGCUCGCAUUGGCUUGGCUCGUGCCAUCUACGCAUGCCCGCGAAUCUUGGUCUUGGACGAUUGUCUGAGCGGAUUAGAUGCUAAUACGGAGCAUCUUGUGCUUGAGAAUCUCGUCGGCGCGCACGGCUUCAUUCAGGAGCAUUCCAUCACCACUUUCUUGGUCUUGAGUUCACAGAAGCCUUUGCCUAGCAGCAUCGCCACGCUUUCGCUUGGGCCUGAAGGACCCGUAAUGACUGAAAAUGCGUCGUACCAACAGCACGUCGCAUCUCCAUUGGCCCACGAUUCGAACACUGUGCGUAUAGCACGCUCCGGGGAGUUCAGUGAAGACAGCGACACAGAAGCGCGAUUCUUGAUAGAAGCGAAUGGCCAUCGCCUUGAAGGGUAUCAGGAGUCAGGGGAACUCGCUCUCUACGUCAUGUUCGUGAAGGUUGCUGGAAGAAUCGGCUUGUUGGUAUUCGUUUUCCUACUUGCCAUUUUUGUAGUGGGAAUUACCUACCCUCAAAUCUACCUGCAAACCUGGGUCACACAGACUCCGGCAGACCAGCACAGGAGUAUUGGUACCCUUACGGGCCUCUACUUGGGUUUGAGCAGUCUGGCCUUGUGCGCAUUCUCGGCAGCCUGCGUACAAUUCACACUGAGAAUUGCACCACGCAUUUCCAUCAAAUUUCACGCGUCGCUAGCCAAAGCGCUGCUUUCUGCUCCCCUUUCCUUUCUCGCCACAACCGACAGAGGCUCGAUAACCAACAGAUUCGCUCAAGACCUUGCCAUCAUAGAUCAAGAAGUUCCCUUGGCCUUUAUCGGUACAGUUCUCAUCUUCUUACAGCUGCUGGCUCAAUGCGUAACUCUCAUCAUUGGGUCCCACUAUUCGGGAAUAGCUGUCCCCUUUCUGUUGGUAGUAGUGUAUUGCAUCCAGUCUGUGUAUCUGCCGACGUCCUAUCAAUUACGGUUGCUGGAUCUUGAGGCCAAAGCCCCCAUUGUGUCACUGUUUGUUCGAUCUGUCGAAGGCCUCGCGACGAUCCGAGCUUUUGGGUGGUUGAGCCAUACACAGAUCCAGUCAAGGAGACAUAUUUUCGCAUCUCAAGUGCCGUUCUACCUCCUAGCGACCGCGCAGAAUAUGCUCAGUCUUGUCCUCGACCUCGUGACUGCGGCACUUGCGAUCAUCGUCAUCUCAAUCUCGGUCGGAACGCACGAGGCGGGCCUUGGACUGGCACUGUUCAGCAUAGUGGGAUUGGGCACCUCUACGAAACUCUUGAUUUCGCAAUGGACGGAGUUGGAAACCUCCCUCGGUGCUAUGAGGCGCAUCAAUAACUUUGCUGAAAACACCCCCUCCGAGGUCUCGUCCUAUAGAUGCACAACACCGCCCUACGACUGGCCGAGCAAAGGGACGGUAGAGUUCCGCGAUGUUUCACUGGCGUACAGUGAUACAAUGCCUCCUGCCAUAUCUAAUCUAACCCUCAAGAUCCAGCCAGGGUGGAAGGUUGGAAUCUGCGGGCGCACUGGCAGUGGGAAAAGCACAUUCAUCUCGUCUAUACUCGGUCUCGUCCACAUACAGCAGGGUAGCAUAAUUAUCGACGACAGGAACAUCUCUGUCCUCGAACCAGACUCGCUACGUUCGAGCAUAACUGUGGUCCCGCAAAAUGCCGUGUUGCUACCCGUGGACGUGCGGACGAAUCUUACUCUAGGUGCCGUAGGAGCUCCUAGCGACGAAAAGAUUAUCGCGAUCCUCGAAGAGUAUGGCCUGUACGAAAGGUUCCACGAGCGAGACGGCCUCGACACACUCGUCGUUGACGAUCUACUUUCCCACGGAGAGAAGCAGAUCUUCUGCAUCGUGCGGGCACUCCUUCAUAAGAGUCGCUUGGUUCUGCUGGACGAACCUACAAGCAGAGUCGAUAGCAGCACUCAGCAAAUUAUCGACUCUGCCGUCCUGGGAGGCUUCGAGGGCUCGACAGUACUCUAUGUGGCGCACCGUCUCGAGAUCUUAUCGCAGUUUGACCGCGUCAUGGUGAUGGACAAAGGCCAGAUCGUCGAGUUUGGUGACCCUCGCGAGUUGCUGCAGAAACCCGACUCGCUCUUCGCCAGCACGUUCAGCAAAGCAAACUCACAGAUCAGCAGCCCCAAAUCGUGCUAA
Messenger RNA from Penicillium cinerascens, 4131 nucleotides. RefSeq lists its product as uncharacterized. Gene Ontology annotation, molecular function: ABC-type transporter activity; ATP binding; ATP hydrolysis activity. The transcript has 13 exons. Gene Ontology annotation, cellular component: membrane. The record is from RefSeq and is a predicted model, not a curated record. The coding region runs from base 1 to 4131 and encodes 1376 amino acids. Gene Ontology annotation, biological process: transmembrane transport. NCBI's taxonomy places the organism in Eukaryota, Fungi, Ascomycota, Eurotiomycetes, Eurotiales, Aspergillaceae.